Molecule: messenger RNA, 708 nt
Organism: Protopolystoma xenopodis
Lineage: Eukaryota; Metazoa; Platyhelminthes; Monogenea; Polystomatidea; Polystomatidae
Source: the annotation of a GenBank genome assembly
AUGAUCUUUCUUGUGAGCAACGUCAAGCCUGGCCACGGAAGCGUGAACUGCGUAUUUUGGCACCCGCGCAUUGGUCAGAUAUUUUGUGGCUCAUCUGAUGGCGUCGUGACUGUGCAUUACGAUGCCUCUCGAAGCACGCGUGAGCUUGGCGCACUUCGAUGUGCUGGUCGCGCUACCACGGAAGCCAGUCGGCGUCGGCGAAUUGGGGAAGGCGAAGCAUUCAUCCGUCCCACAUUACUUUUUUAUGAUGAGGAGGAUCUUAACCUCGCCCGGAAGACUAAGAAAGGCAGGCAGGCAACACUGGAUGCAAUGGCUGCAGCUACUCCAGAGUUGGCCGAGACCAUGCUCGCAUUGGUGGCAGUAAAUGCCACUCGAUCGGCAGAACGCCAGGCUACUUUAGAUCGCAUGGAUAAAGAGAUAAAGGCACGAUCGCGAGCUAAGAAUCCGGAGAAAACAGAGGAAAGGGGAGACAAAGUAGGCAGUUUGCAUCAGUACAUGGUGCAACAGAUCGUCCUCAGGCCAAACGAAGCCGAUAAACGAGCAGAGGCAGACAUUCGAGGAGCUAUUCUUCGCCAUGCGGAGGCCAGCAAAAAGCCUUUUUGGACCAAAGCCUACACCAAGACCCAGCCAAACACAAUUUUCCAGAAUCCCGAAGAGGAGGUUCGGAAGGACCCAACUCCUACUUGGAAAAAAAAGAAACUUGCUUGA